Messenger RNA from Tinamus guttatus (white-throated tinamou), 1367 nucleotides. The record is from RefSeq and is a predicted model, not a curated record. NCBI's taxonomy places the organism in Eukaryota, Metazoa, Chordata, Aves, Tinamiformes, Tinamidae.
GUGACCAUGACCCCAGUGGCCUCGGCCAACCUGUCCCCACGCCGCAGGCCAAGACCACAGAGGAAGGUCUGCAGAACGUGGAUGACCUGGUGGGGCAAUAUCAUCACUGCUGUGUCUGGUGGGUGGCCCCAUGGCAGCCCGUCCUCCGCCUCUUCCACCCGGACACCAUCCGGCCCGUGCUCCUGGCCUCAGCUUUGGUGGCCCCCAAGGACAAGUUCUUCUACGGCUUCCUCAAGCCCUGGUUGGGGGACGGGCUGCUGUUGAGCCAUGGGCACAAGUGGAGCCGGCACCGGCGCCUGCUGACACCGGCUUUUCACCCUGACGUCCUCAAGUCCUACAUGGGCAUCUUCAACCAGAGCACCCAGAUCAUGCACGACAAGUGGAGGCGGGCGGCAGCGGAGGGACCGGUGGUGCUGGACAUCUUCGAGCCCUUGGCCCUGCUCACCCUCGACAGCCUCCAGAAAUGCAUCUUCAGCCACAACAGCCACUGCCAGGAGCGGCCCAGCGAGUACAUCGCGGCCAUCCUGGAGCUGAGCAACCUGGUGGUUCGGCGCCAGCAGCGGCUGCUCCACCUCGAGCGCCUGGGCCGCCAGGCCUGGCUGGAGGGCCGCCAAGGCCGGAGCAUGGACUUCAUUGACCUCCUUCUGCUCGCCAAGGACGAGGACGGCAGUGACCUGUCGGAUGAGGACAUCUCAGCUGAGGCCGACACGUUCAUGUUCGAGGGCCACGACACCACGGCCAGCGGCUUGUCGUGGCUGCUCUACAACCUGGCCUGCCACCCGGACCACCAGGAGCGGUGCCGCCAAGAGGUCCGGGAGCUCCUCAAGGACCGCGAGGUGGAAGAGAUCGAAUGGGAGGACCUGUCCCACCUGCCCUUCACCACCAUGUGCAUCAAGGAGAGCCUCCGGCUGCACCCGCCGGUCACCGCCGUGUCGCGGUGCUGCACCAAGGACCUGGCGAUGCCCCACGGCCACGUGCUCCCCAGCGGGACCACCUGCCUACUGAGCAUCUACGGGACCCACCACAACCCAAGUGUCUGGCCCGAGCCCCAGGUCUUCAACCCGCUGCGCUUCAGCCCGGAGAACACGCAGGGACGGUCCCCGCUGGCCUUUGUCCCCUUCUCCGCCGGCCCCAGGAACUGCAUCGGGCGCAGCUUCGCCAUGGCCGAGAUGAAGGUGGUGGCGGCGCUGACGCUGCGGCGCUUCGUCCUGCGCCCCGUCCAGGGCCACCACCCGGCGCGGCGCAAGCCCGAGCUGGUCCUGCGUCCCGAUGGUGACCUCCGGCUGCGGCUGGAGCCGCUGACCGAGGCGCCCUGGCCACGGCGCGGGGACCGCGGUGUCCCCACCGUGGCAGGGAGGGGACAAUAA